GCGGUGGCGGUGGGGUUGAUGGGAUGGAGAGCGUCUGAAGCUCGCAGGGCGGGUUACUGCAUGGUAUUCUUUUAUCAACCCAGACUGCAUCAUCGAUUUGAAGCCUCUUCUUAACCCCGCCAAUGAACUCGUCUCGCAUAGUACAACGACUCCGACUUCAGGCUUCCCAUCUUCAACCCUCACGAGCGAUAGGAGCAAGACUAUCACCGCCCUCAACCAGCCAAAGACACCCCAGAAGUUUAGCAACCAUGGCAGCUACCACCGACCCAAAGAAGUACAAGUUCAACCACUCCAUGAUCCGUGUCAAGGAUCCUAGGGAGUCGGUCAAGUUCUACGAACUCCUCGGCAUGAGCGUCAUCCAAAAGUUCGAGUUCCCCGAGGCCAAGUUCGACCUGUACUUUAUGGCAUACGACUCACCCAAGGCCAAGUCGGGCGGCAACAACUUCACCGACCGUGAAGGAAUCAUCGAGCUUACGCACAACUACGGCACCGAGGCCGACGCCUCAUACACGGUCAACAAUGGCAACAAGGAGCCUCACCGCGGCUUUGGUCACACCUGCAUCAGCGUCGACAACAUCCAGGCGGCGUGCAAGAGAAUCGAGGAUGCGGGCUACAUGUUCCAAAAGAAGUUGACCGACGGGCGCAUGCGCCACAUUGCAUUUGUUCUGGACCCUGAUGGAUAUUGGGUCGAGGUCAUUGGGCAGAAGUCGAUUGAGGAGACGGAGAAUGUGACGACGACGGAUGUCCAGACCUACCGCAUGAACCAUACCAUGAUCAGAGUCAAGGAUGCCGAAAAAUCGCUCAAGUUCUACCAAGAGGUGCUUGGCAUGAAGCUUCUCAAGGAGAACGCCAACCCCGACAACGGCUUCACGCUGUUCUUCCUGGGAUACGAGCAGUCUGGACCUCACAGCGCCGACCGUGAAGGUCUUCUUGAGCUGACGUGGAACCACGGCACCGAAAAGGACGAGAACUUUAGCUACCACAACGGCAACGACCAGCCUCAGGGCUUUGGCCAUAUUUGCAUAUCUGUCGACAACCUGGACGCCGCCUGCCAGCGACUCGAGGACCUCAAGGUCAACUGGAAGAAGCGUCUCACGGACGGACGCAUGAAGAAUGUUGCCUUUGUUCUGGAUCCCGACAACUACUGGGUUGAGAUUGUGGAGAACGAGAAACUGUCGGGCAAGUCGAACUUUUGAAGCGGUUGUGAAAAUGAAAUAGCAUGGCGAGGAGUUAAGGGGAGAGGAUGUUUGGUGUAGUAUUUGACUUCAGCUUCAGAUAAGUCUUCUGUAGCAGAAGCAUCAGCAGUAUCAGCCAACCAGGCCUUGAAAGAGCGAAUGAAGUAAAACAAAUUAUUAAGAUUUCAUUUUCACCAUGUGAAAAGUUCAAAUGUUUUGAAGUAAAUAGGGUUGACACCAAUUGAAGGAAAAGGGAAUCUUGGCAUUCUUGGUUGAAUAUGAAGCUUGAGCACAGA
Messenger RNA from Pyricularia oryzae 70-15, 1471 nucleotides. Its product is annotated as lactoylglutathione lyase. The record is from RefSeq and is a predicted model, not a curated record. The coding region runs from base 123 to 1196 and encodes 357 amino acids. NCBI's taxonomy places the organism in Eukaryota, Fungi, Ascomycota, Sordariomycetes, Magnaporthales, Pyriculariaceae. Gene Ontology annotation, molecular function: metal ion binding; lactoylglutathione lyase activity. The transcript has 3 exons.